This is a messenger RNA of Labeo rohita (rohu), 1940 nucleotides long. Its product is annotated as E3 ubiquitin-protein ligase TRIM35. Gene Ontology annotation, molecular function: protein binding; zinc ion binding. The record is from RefSeq and is a predicted model, not a curated record. Bases 73 to 1470 code for a protein of 465 amino acids. The transcript has 6 exons. Lineage: Eukaryota; Metazoa; Chordata; Actinopteri; Cypriniformes; Cyprinidae.
UUCGACUCGAAAGAAUCAUAUGUCGCUGUUUGUACGUAACUUUACGUCGUAAGUAACGAGGCGUUGCGAGAAAUGGCGUUAAAACGUCCGUUUCGCGAUAUAGACUUUUUGUGUCCUGUUUGUCGUGAUGUUUUCAAUUAUCCUGUGGUGCUUCUGUGCGGCCACAGUUUCUGCAGAGCCUGUAUUGACCAGUGCUGGAGUGUCAAUGACUCGAGACGGUGUCCAAUGUGCAGAAAAAUAUGUGCUAACACCCCUUCCCUUAACUUGGCUCUUGAAAACUUAUGUCAAGCAUUCCAGCAUCGCAAACGGCGUUUAGAGGAGCUGUGUGAAUUUCACCAGGAGAAACGGACUCUGGUGUGUUGUGAUGAUGAGCAGUUACUGUGUGAGAUUUGUAAACAAUCUGAGGAGCACAGAAAUCACACAUACCGUCCAGUUCAAGAGGUCGCUGAGGAACAUAAGGGAAUUCUGCGGACAAAACUUGGUCUCUUGAAGAAAAAGAUGGAGCUCAUGCACCAAGCCGAUCUUGAGUGUGAAUCUGUGGGACUUAAGAUAAAUGGUGAUCCUCCUCAUUUGAAAAAUCAAAUCAAGGCUGGGUUUAAGCAUCUUCACCAGCUUUUGGAUGAUGAAGAAAAGGCCAUGUUUAAUGAGCUAAAACUGGAAAAGGAGAAGAAACUGGAAAGUCUGAAAAAUAAAAAUGAGAUAAUCGGUGAAGAAAUCCACACGCUCACAGCCACUAUUAAAAACCUGGAAAAGGAGUUAGAUAGUGGGGACAUCAGAAUAAUUCAGAACUUCAAGAACACAUUGCUGAGAGCCCAGUGCGAAGCUGAGGAUCCAGACAUGACUCCAGGAGAUCUCAUUAACGUUGCAAAGUAUAUGGGCAACUUUAAGCACAAUGUUUGCCAGAAAAUCAGACGAUCUAUCAGUUACACUCCAGUGGUUCUGGACCCUAACACAGCCAACUUUCACCUCACAUUAUCUGAUGAUCUGAUCACAGUGUGGAAUCGCAAUAAAUCUCAGGUGAUUGAUGAAAAAAGUCUCAAUAACAUUGAGAGAUUUGCUGAUUGUCCGUGUGUGCUGGGCUAUGUGGGAUAUUCCACAGGGACGCACACCUGGGACGUUGACGUGGAGGAGAACACGUCCUGGAUGGUGGGUGUCGCCAUAGAGUCCGUCCAAAGAAAAGGAACCAACGGCUUGCCCAGUGGAGUCUGGUGUAUUGGGUACAACAGGGAAAUACUUAGUGUUACGGAUCCUCUGGAAUCACGUGUCCCACUACACGGGUUUGCAAAACCCACAGUAGUAAGGGUGAACCUGGACUUGAGUGCAGGACGGCUGUCAUUCUCAGAUCUCCGGAGUGAGACCGUCUAUCACACCUUCACACACAAUUUCACUGAGAAGGUCUAUCCGUUCUUCUACAAUGAGUGCUCAUACUGUAUUAGUAUUCUGCCUGUGGUUGAGUCUGAGGAGAAAUAAAGAGAAUAAUAUUCUCUUUCACUGAGAAGGUCUAUCUGUUCUUUAAUACUAAGUGCCAUUUCCCUGCAUAAAUGUUCAGUGAAGAAAUUUAAAGUGCCUUUGCACUCAGUGAUUUAGUUUGUUUUUUGCUUCACCAAGGCAGAUUUAAAUUUGAGUGGAAGUACCGCAUUAUAUUUACUAAAUUUAGUUUUAUUAACAUUUCAAUACUUGUGUUUGACAGAAAAGACAGCCUUAAUAUUUUUGCUUUUGCUGCAUUUUAUGAGUUAUUGUUGUGGUUUAGUAAGCUUGGCUUAAGCUUUUAAAAAAUGGCAUUGGUGUUACAGUCAUUUAUAUGGGCUCUUUGUUUGUAAAGAUUUUUGGUAAAUGUUAAGGGUUAAGCAAAAAGUUCAGUUGUUAAGCAAAAGUUAAUUUGUGAUUUUAUUACCAAAAAAAAAGAAAAAAAGAAUUGCAUUAUAAAAGAGAGAUGUCUU